CCUCCACCUUCUUCUUAUCCUUCACCCCUCACACUCUCUCUCCUCUGCUUCUUUUCUUCCCCCUUUUUUUUCCUUGUGGCAGUGAUUCUGAACUCUCCACAUUUAUCAUGUGAAGUUGUGAGAGCUUGCUUCUCUUCUCAGUUUCUGACUUCUGAUCCGUCUCUCUAUCUUCGAUCUCUCUCGUUUCCGAUUCCGAUGGCUGAAAGUAACCAACUUAACCUCAACGAAUCCAAGAUGGUGGUUCCGCUAAAUAUGUGGGUUCUUAUCUCCAAUUUUAAGCUGGCUUACAAUCUUCUUCGUCGCCCUGAUGGAACUUUCAACCGGGAUUUAGCUGAGUUCCUUGAUCGGAAAGUACCUGCCAAUGCCAGCCCUGUCGAUGGCGUGUUCUCGUUUGAUGUUGUUGUUGAGCGUGAAACUAGUCUUCUUAGUCGAAUUUAUCGGCCUGAUGAGGGAGAAAACCAUGCAAGGACUCUUGUGGACAUUGAGAAGCCUGUAACCUCUGAGGUUAUUCCUGUAAUCAUAUUUUUUCAUGGUGGAAGCUUUGCACAUUCUUCGGCUGAUAGUGCUAUAUACGAUACCCUUUGCCGCCGGUUGGUAGGAAUUUGUAAUGCUGUUGUGGUAUCAGUAAAUUAUAGACGAGCACCCGAAAACAGGUAUCCUUGUGCGUACGAUGAUGGUUGGACGGCUCUACAAUGGGUCAGUUCUAGAUCAUGGCUCCAAAGUAGGAAGGACAAGAAAGUUCAUAUAUACUUGGCCGGUGACAGCUCUGGUGGGAACAUUGUACAUCAUGUUGCACGGAAAGCAGUAGAAUCUGGAGUUGAAGUAAUGGGGAACAUACUUCUCAACCCAUUGUUUGGUGGGGAGGAAAGAACUGAGUCUGAAAAGCGGUUGGAUGGGAAAUAUUUUGUUAGAAUUCAAGAUAGAGACUGGUAUUGGAGAGCUUUUCUUCCAGAAGGGGAAAAUAAAGACCAUGAGGCAUGUAACCCAUUUGGCCCCAAAGGAAGAAGCCUCGAAGGGAUUCCCUUCCCGAAGAGCCUUAUAGUGGUAGCUGGUUUAGACCUUGUUCAGGAUUGGCAAUUGGCUUAUGCAAAAGGGCUUGAGAAGGCUGGCCAAAAUGUGAAAUUACUAUACCUAGAGCAGGCAACAAUUGGCUUUUACUUGUUACCAAACAAUGAGCACUUCUCUACAGUCAUGGAUGAGAUAAAAAGUUUUGUGAGCUCUGACCGUUCAUAGGCUUAACUUUCAUCUGAUUGCAAGGACAGGUUAGAAGAUUAUGUAGGCAAUUGUUAUGGUACUAGACUUUUUUUAACCGAGUUGUGCUUCUAUUUUAUACUAUAGGACCCUGCUCCCUGUUAUUUGGCACUUCUCUGGUUUGAGAUUGUGUCACGAUAUGUGUAACCAUGCAGCUUUUCCAGUGCACAUCAUCACCAAUACCACUGAUGUGGAUAGGUAAGAUAUUAGGACAAAGGGAGCCAUGACUGUCUGUUGAACCGUUAAGUUUAAGAUUACCUAGUCUUUUCAGCCAAGAAGAAGGAAGACAGCAAUGUGGACGUGACCUUGUGAUAGGUAGUCAGUGGGGGUGCGGUUUACAUAGUUUAUAGUUUCUUUAUAUAAUAUAUAUAGCUAAUUUUGGAAAAACUGAUAGUGAAAGUGUCGAAUGGCAUUAUGGUGGUGUAUGAUUAUACCUGUGCUAUAUUCAUGUAAGCUUGUCAAGACUGUUAAACUGUUAGUAUAUUAAUUAAUGGGGUUGUCUUUCUAGUUCAA
Molecule: messenger RNA, 1764 nt
Organism: Arachis duranensis
Lineage: Eukaryota; Viridiplantae; Streptophyta; Magnoliopsida; Fabales; Fabaceae
Product: gibberellin receptor GID1C
Exons: 2
Coding region: 196-1233 (345 amino acids)
Biological process (GO): floral organ morphogenesis; raffinose family oligosaccharide biosynthetic process; positive regulation of gibberellic acid mediated signaling pathway
Cellular component (GO): nucleus; cytoplasm
Molecular function (GO): gibberellin binding; hydrolase activity
Source: RefSeq, a predicted model, not a curated record